Molecule: messenger RNA, 806 nt
Organism: Mesocricetus auratus (golden hamster)
Lineage: Eukaryota; Metazoa; Chordata; Mammalia; Rodentia; Cricetidae
Gene: Sncg
Product: synuclein gamma
Exons: 5
Coding region: 160-531 (123 amino acids)
Biological process (GO): synapse organization; synaptic vesicle endocytosis; chemical synaptic transmission
Cellular component (GO): cytoplasm; axon terminus; neuronal cell body
Molecular function (GO): cuprous ion binding
Source: RefSeq, a predicted model, not a curated record
CCCCUCCCUGCCCUGGGCUGGCUGGGCUCCAGGCAGCAGCCACAGCAUCAAUAUUUCAUCCGCGUCAAUAAGAGGCAGCGGCAGGGACAGCGGCUGCAGAAGCGCUUGCCGGCUCCAGUCAGUAGCUUGCGGCAGUCCCAUCCGGUCCUUGCCACCACCAUGGACGUCUUCAAGAAAGGGUUCUCCAUUGCCAAGGAAGGUGUGGUGGGUGCCGUGGAGAAGACCAAGCAGGGAGUGACGGAGGCAGCUGAGAAGACCAAGGAGGGGGUCAUGUAUGUGGGUACCAAAACCAAGGAGAACGUGGUGCAAAGUGUAACCUCAGUGGCUGAGAAGACCAAGGAACAGGCCAACGCUGUCAGCGAAGCUGUGGUCAACAGUGUCAACACAGUGGCCACCAAGACCGUGGAGGAGGCAGAAAACAUCGUGGUCACCACCGGGGUGGUGCGCAAGGAAGACUUGGAACAGCCUGCGCAGGGCCAGGAGGCCUCAGAGCAAGAGGAGAAUGAAGAGGCUAAGAGUGGAGGAGACUAGGACGCUGCCAUCAGCCCCAGAGACCAAAGAGGCACCCCUCUUCCUUGGACCCUGUCCCUGCCUGGCACAAUAAGUGCCCCGCCUAGAGUGCCCUGCAGGUUGCCCAUGAUCUCUGCUCCUCAGCCCGGUGCCACAAGCCUGUCCACACACGCUGCUGCCAGCGCCAGCGCCCCCUGCUGGCUCCUUUUGUCCUAUGGUCCUUUGGAUCCCACAGAUCAGAUGCUGCUGUGAUUUUUUUUUUAAUGACUCCAAAUAAAACCUGAGCCCCACUCUCA